Molecule: messenger RNA, 789 nt
Organism: Mycosarcoma maydis (corn smut)
Lineage: Eukaryota; Fungi; Basidiomycota; Ustilaginomycetes; Ustilaginales
Exons: 2
Coding region: 1-789 (262 amino acids)
Molecular function (GO): S-adenosylmethionine-dependent methyltransferase activity
Source: RefSeq, a predicted model, not a curated record
AUGACCUCCUCCCUUUCCAAGGACGACCAAAUUCAGAACCUCCGAAGGCUUUUCGCCGAUUCCGGAGUGCCGAAUGAUCCAAAGGCUUGGGACCAGGCCUGGAUCGAUAGCACUACACCGUGGGAUGCCAAUCGACCCCAGCCUGCGUUGGUGGAGUUGCUGGAAGGCGCACACGACGCCGAUGCUAAAGUUCCUGAUGUUGACGGCAAUCUCAUUCCUGUGUCUCAGGCAAUCCCUAAGGGAGACGGCACAGCCGUGGUGCCAGGAUGCGGGAGAGGCUAUGAUGCCAGAGUGUUUGCAGAGCGAGGUUUGACGAGUUAUGGAGUCGACAUUAGCUCCAAUGCGGUGGCCGCAGCUAACAAGUGGCUUGGCGAUCAAGAUCUUCCUACUGAGCUCGAUGACAAGGUCAACUUUGCCGAGGCAGACUUUUUCACUCUUGGUACCAGUAAGAGCCUUGUCUUGGAGCUCUCUAAGCCAGGGCAGGCAACACUUGCAUACGACUAUACAUUCUUGUGUGCCAUUCCUCCUUCGCUUCGCACGACCUGGGCUGAGACGUACACAAGACUGCUGGCCAAGCACGGCGUGCUAAUUGCACUCGUCUUCCCCAUUCAUGGAGAUCGGCCUGGAGGUCCUCCUUUUUCCAUUUCGCCUCAGCUGGUUCGAGAACUGCUUGGCUCUCAGAAGAAUGCGGAUGGAAGCGCUGCUUGGACUGAACUAGUCGAGUUGAAACCGAAAGGACCAGAGACACGGCCGGACGUCGAGCGCAUGAUGGUGUGGCGUCGCUCUUGA